Molecule: messenger RNA, 3280 nt
Organism: Haliotis rubra (blacklip abalone)
Lineage: Eukaryota; Metazoa; Mollusca; Gastropoda; Lepetellida; Haliotidae
Product: cubilin-like
Exons: 20
Coding region: 163-2706 (847 amino acids)
Source: RefSeq, a predicted model, not a curated record
AUGUGUGUGUUGCAAGCUCAUUAUAUUCUAUUCACUGGAGCGUUACCUGUCUGACAGGGUAUACACAAAGAAAAUGCUUUAACAAAUUUUAGAGUUACGCUGUGAGGUGAUCUACUAACGUGAAUCUUGCAUUAAAACUCUUGACGGCGACAGGACGCCAUUAUGAACGUCCCUUGUUUCGUUGGAAUAAGUGUGUGGUUGUUCGGACCGCUGAUCUCAGGUGCAUGUAAUGUCACGCUCCAUGCUCACAGGGAACCGCUGAAUUUCACAUCUCCUAACUACCCAGGGUACUACAGAAACAAUGACAACUGCUAUUGGGACAUCUACCCUGAAACAAGAGGCUACAGGGUUGUGCUCGAAAUGGUGUAUUCAAAUAUCGAAAGAUCCUCCACCUGUGCAUAUGACGUCCUUACAAUAUACGUCAUAAAUAAUGCUAAUCAAAGUAAAGCCUCGUCACGUAGAAUCUGUGGAGAAAGCAGAUGUAAUAUUCUCAUCCAAGAAGACCAACACUUCCAUGCAGUGUUCAAGACUGAUAGCACUGGAAAUACAAAAGGUUUUCUAAUUAGAUACUAUGAAAAAACGGGUGACGAAAACUGCGGUGUACCUCUCGUAGCAACUUCUGUCGGAAAGACAUUUACCUCCCCUGGAUACCCAAACACCUACUUCCUGAAUCAUACUUGUACAUGGACUAUUACAACAGAACAUCCACACCAAACCAUUCAACUGGACACCAUGGACUCGGUACUUCAGAAGAUCUCCUCUCAUGGAACUUGCGACUGGGAUUAUGUCACUGUAUACAACGGUCAAUACGGUUCCCAACAGCUCGGCACUUUCUGUGGCAACGAAAGACCCGUAUUUAACAGCGGUGGGAACGCCUUGAGUGUUCGCCUACGAACUGAUUCCUCAGGAAACUACAACGGAUUCAAGAUACUAUACAAAGCCAUACCGGCAACAACGUGCAAAGUCGCGCUUCCCGCAGUUUACAGUCCGAUGGUGAUUGUCUCCCCUGGCUAUCCAAACAACUACCCAAAUGGAUUGGACUGUCAGUGGACUAUACAUGCGUGGAGAGGCAUCAUCACGGUGACAGUUUUGUUUCUUGAUUUGGAAAAUGUGUCAUCGUGCCUGGACGAUUAUCUACUGUUUAAGGAUGGUAAGACGGACGAUGCUCGCCAACUGGCAAAGAUUUGUGAACGUAGGUCUACUCCCAUCGUCAGUUCCAGUUACUAUAUGACCAUCAUGUUUCACUCAGACCAUGCUGUCACAGGAGGAGGCUUUCGUUUGCAGUACACAUCUGCUACCGACUGUGGAUUCCCAUAUCUUUCCGCAUCUUCUGCCACAUGGAAGACCUUGACCUCUCCUGGCUAUCCUUCGAACUAUGAUAACAAUGAAAACUGCCUUUGGCAAAUUAGAGCACCAAAUGGAUAUGGCAUUAAAGUCGAAAUUCUUUAUUUGUCUUUGGAAUCUUCGUCACUUUGUUCAAGGGACUAUCUUGCCUUUCAGCAGGGUUCCUGGUUUUGGAGUCGUCAGUUGGGUAAAUAUUGCGGUGUUUACAACAACAAGCAGGUCGUCGGCACCAGCAGCUAUAUGGCUAUCACCUUCCACACCGACGGCUCUACCACGCGACCAGGUUUUAAUCUGAAAUACAAAGCUGGGAUAAUCCCUCCAAAGAGAAAUUGUUCAAAGCUCAGCGCCAGCAAAUAUUCCUGGAGGUAUUUGUCAUCCUUUGGGUACCCACACUACAACUUCAGUAACUAUAUGUACUGCGAGUGGACAAUCUCCGCACCUGCUGGAUAUAAAGUAAAGGUUGCAGUUCAGAGUAUGUCUGUGGAAUACGACCCAUCCUGUUCUAAAGACUACGUGCUCUUCAGAGGUGGUUCACCGUCUUAUGCCAGUCGGUUGGGUAAAUACUGUAGUGACAUCACCGGCUACAUCGUCAGCUCCCGCAACGCAAUGACCAUCACUUUCCGCACUGACAGUUCUACAGACAAAGGAUUUUCUCUGAGAUAUAUUGCAGGGUGUUGCGAAGAUGAUACGAUAAGCAAUGAGACAAAAUAUAUUGUAUCUCCGAAUUAUCCUCUGCCCUAUCCCAACAAUGCGGACUAUGAGUGGAUGAUCAGCACAUCCAUUGACGGAUAUGUAAUCCAUGUUGAAGUGGUGUCUUUCAGCACUGAGUGUCCCCAUGAUUAUGUACAGCUCUAUGAUGUCACGAGUAUUGAAAGCUCGAUCGGUCGAUGGUGUGGAACAGAUGGACCAAAUACACAGAUCUCAGGGCAGACAAUAAAGGUUCAAUUCCGUUCCGAUGGUUCGAUUUUCCGCACCGGAUUUAAGUUGUCCUUCACUGCCGGCGAACCAACAUAUGGCUCUGCCGCAUCCACGAACAUCGGAGCCAUACUGGGAGGUGUAUUUGGCGGUAUCACAGUUGUAGCUAUUGCAACCUGCUGCUGCUGCUGUAGACUUUGUUUCAGGAAGAAAUCCAGUCCCAACGACCAACAGCAGAGGAACAGAUCGUAUGAAGGCACCGUCUCUUUCAUCAACGUGCCCAGCUACCCGCGAACUACGCCUACUGAUCUGCCGUUCAUGUUUCCACCACCUCCUUCUUACGAUGAUGUAGUGAAGGAUGACCCCCCACCGUACUGUCAGGCAGUUCUACUAUCAGACAUACAGCCUGUUGUGACUUUAUCCCAUGGUGGUGUAUCUGAAGGAUAGAUAACAGUGACAGUCUCACAUGACGUACAUGAUUUGAUUACUUGAGAACACUUUAAAAGACUCAUUUGUGUGUACUCAUCCAGUGCCUUCAUCCAUAUAUUUUUUUUGCAGGCGGUAUCGUUUCGUACCAUGUUUUUUUAACAUUAAAUAUUCAAAAUAUAAAUCACUUCGUUAUUAGAGCCAAUUUUUAAAAUGUUGAUUGACUUGACUUAUUAGCACAUUAAUGAGGUUAUACAAUAUGUCUCCCACUUGCAUAUAACCUUUAUAUCCACCUUGAUAAAAAGUUUUCGUGAUGUAAUGUAUGCAGCAAUUGAAUUUUUAACAAUGUUUUUAAUCUUUCAAAUUAUGUGUACGAAUAUGUACGAUGAUGAACGGUUGUCGCCCUUUACAAGUGAAAGAUAUCACCGACUGGUCGCUUUUCCAUAAAGAUUGCCUAAAACAAUGUGAUAAUAAUGAAUGGAUACCACACAGUCCACACAAGCCCCCAAGGAAAGACACCUUAGAAUUUCCCCUUCGGUGUCGUAUAUUUGAAUAAUUUUGUUUUUGUUUUUGUGUUUGAAAAAAUAUAUUCUUU